UAUCUACGCCAGCAGUAACACUGUGUAUUGUUGUUGGAGGUGGUGAGAGUAACAUGUAUGCUUUUAUGGCAGCUGCAUAACAUUCUCCAGCCAGCUGGAGUGAUGCUGAUGGCCGUGGAAUCCCAGGAGCUCAACAACGACAGAAGCAGCUACAAGCUUGAAAUCAAAUGCCGUCAGUGCCGCUAUCUUCAGUAACGGCGUCAGCAAUAAGGCAACAAAAUGCAGAGGUUCAUUCUAUGCGUCCUGCUUGCUACGGCUGUUGGUCAGGCAAAGGAAAUCGAUAAGCCUCAUGAUCUGCAGCAAGAAGAGACCGCACAGUCACACUUCUACGGAACCGCAGAAGAUCACGCUGUUGCUAACGCGGAUCCCGAAGAGAAUGCUGCGUGGCCUCUAGGUCGGCCAGAUAUGCCACAAAUCAAGAGUCUCAAUGUAAAGUGCGAAAAGAAUCAUAUGAAGGUGUUCAUUGAGUUUGACCGGCCGUUCCAUGGAAUGAUCUUCUCGAAGGGACAUUACAGCGACCCAAAGUGCGUUCAUCUGCCUCCCAGCAGUGGGCACAUAGCCGUGAAUUUCGAUAUCUUCCUGGGCAGCUGUGGUAUGACUUCGAGCCAAAGUGCAGGAGAGCACGGUGAGGUCGGCGGGCUGUACAUUGAGGACACCGUGAUCAUUCAAUAUGACCCGCAAGUGCAGGAAAUCUGGGAUCAGGCACGCCGUUUGCGUUGUACCUGGUAUGACUUUUAUGAAAAGGCGGUCACCUUCAGGCCUUUUAAUGUGGACAUGCUGGACGCCGUCACUGCGAACUUUCUCGGAGACAACAUUCAAUGCUGGAUGCAAAUCCAAGUUGGAAAGGGACCGUGGGCUAGCGAAGUUGCUGGAAUUGUAAAAAUUGGACAGACGAUGACCAUGGUGUUGGCUAUCAAGGACGACGAAAACAAAUUCGACAUGCUUGUUAGGAAUUGUGUUGCCCACGAUGGCAAGCAUCAACCCAUUGCUUUGGUAGAUGAACAGGGAUGUGUUGCUCGGCCAAAGAUCAUGUCGCGUUUCCAAAAGAUCAAAAACUUCGGCUCCUCUGCAUCGGUCGUGUCGUACGCCUAUUUCCAGGCAUUCAAAUUCCCUGACUCCAUGAACGUUCACUUCCAGUGUGUCAUUCAGGUCUGCCGCUACGAGUGUCCAGAACCGAAAUGCCCCAACGAUCACCUCCAGACGCCCGCCCAGUUCGACGAUCAUGGGGCAACCGUUACAACCCGAGACCACCAUGGAGCCUACUCCGAAAAUAAGCCCGUUUACGUGCAGCCUGACACCGCUGACGAGGAUGACGAGACCCCGAUCGACAAACGUAACGGCGAUUUGUCCGCUGAGGUAACAACGACCGUGGUUAGCGUCGCCGGUGGAAAGCCACGUGCCAUAAGGCAGCGGCGAGACGUCACGGAAGACAUUGAGACGACGAAGGUAAUCCAGGUGGUAGCGCCAGGCGAUGUAGCGUUCUCGCUCGGACAGGAGCUCGCUAAUCAGACGGCGACCGUCUACUCAAGUCCUCUUUCAGGCGACCGGCUAUGCGUUCCCCUGGCUGGAUUUACAGUCGCGCUCGUUGCAAUGCUUGUUCUCCUUAUUGUCUCGUCUUUAGUUGCCGGGUUCUUGUUUGUUCGCGUACGACACAUCACCUCAGGCUGGCCGAAACCCGACUUCAUCAAAGUCGUCCAUUAAGCCGAACUGCCAAAAAAGAUCGCUUGCUUUCCCGAUGCUGUCAACAACAGGCUACGUUGUUAGAACUCCUGUACAGAAAAAAUGAGACUGAAAAAUACCGCAAGAGAAAGCUAUUACAACAGAAUGAUUUAGAAGUUAUAAACGACAUAAUCGGUCCCUAUGUUCGUAUUGCUGAAAACAGACCGAAUUAGAAUGUGCUAUAUCAGUAUACAUAUAGAGAUCACACCAUUGUCAUUCUCCCAGGAGGUCGUCCACUUCGCUUCAUUGGUUGUCUCUUCGAUCAGUUGAUUUUGGUCGGUAUUUCAACGAGUAGUGGAGAACGUCACGAUACGUCCGAGUAAUGAAUCGCUUCAUUGUAUAUCUAACCUCGCAUCUAACCUCGUAAACGGUUCCUUGCUCAACAACGUGAAAAUCGUGCCGACAAUAACCAAGCCUGCCUGAAAUAUAUUCCAAUAAAUUAGGGCAAAUGUAAUAAUAUCGAAGGAUCUUUGAUGAGAUGUCACAAAUAUAAACACGAUAAGUCACUACACCAUUUCAUUGUACAAACAAAAUCCAAUUUCAACAAUAUACACGUAUGUUGGCGUCACACAUUUAACCCUUUCCCUUUCCUCCUCUCCCCCUCCCGGGAAAAAUAGGCCGUAUUAGGAAUGUCUACUACGGCAGAACCCAACAAAUGUCGCAGCCCAAAUUUUAAGUACAUAAUGUCACUGUGUUACUAUCGUAAUGAGAUAGGAAUCACCAGUGAGCAAACCUAAUCCAUAAAUUAUGGCUUCUCUACGACAGUGUUCGUGCAUUGUCCAACGUACAUUAUUAUACGUGUUAAUAAAAGUUUAUUGAGCUGUGUUAACCGUGAGGUGGCAUGUCAGCACCUGCUGACAUUCUGAUCGAUGAUGAGCUAGUGAAAAAUCGAUCAGGGGCGUGAAUGAUAUGUGGCUGCCGAUAACAAGUUGAACCAAGGUUGUUUUGUUGGUUGUGUUCUACUAAUUUUGAUGAACGUUGAAUAUACCGAAGAGAACCGGCACGUGUUGGGGGUAGUCGUACCACCUCCGUGGGGUUUUAAGUGAGGGGUAAGGUGUGUUCACCGCCUGUUAUUUGCUAAACGCGCCCUUGUACAUAUCGGAGAUUGUGCGGGCGGUCAUGUACACUUCGUAACGGAGAUAUAUUUUACUUUCGCUGCGAUGGCACAUGCCUCCUCCGCUUUUCCAGUCGUUGUUAUUCGAGCUAUUUAUUACAAACUAUAAAACAUUAAUAACGAUUACUAUUAUUUAAUGGGGUAUUUACAAAAAUGACUAUUUUUUUUUAUUUUUGUUGCUAAUGUCAAGAUAAUAAUUGUCAUAGUGUAAUGAUAACCAUCUGAAUACAUAAUAUAAGAAAAAACUUGGAAAGGAGGUAUGCCUGGAGGAACCCAGAUAAUAUAUAUAUAUAUAUAUAUACAUAUAUAUAUAUAUAUAUAUAUAUGUAUAUGUAUAUAAUAAUUAGCUUGACGCAAACGGUAGAAGAAAACCAAAAGAUAUCGGCCACACGUGAAUCUACUACUGAAGCUAGAAAAGGCAAGACAUUGAUUUGAUAAUAGCAAUGAUAGCCGCGAUUCCAUACAUAUAUCUAUAUAUGUUUGAUAUUAACAUUUUUACAAUUACCACACCCAUAGUUAAGGAGGUUGAUGAUGAUGUUAUAUAUUAUACAAUAGACUAAUUGACAAUAGGAGAUAAUGUACGCAGCAAAAAUGAUCCGGUACUGAAGGAAGAAAGAACAGAUGUGGGCACGAGAGCAACAAGCAGCCUCAAUCUUUGUGACGGACGAAAAAGUAAUUAACGCAUAAUGAGAGUGAACGACGGACCCGGCUUGACUAUGUCAAUGAUGAGUAAUAAUGGUAAUUUAUUUUUCGAGUGUAGAUUGAAAUAAUGGCACCGCUGAUGUGAUGAAAGCGAUAAAAUGGCGUCGACAUAAGCAUGAUGAAUGAACAAAACAAUAAACAAAAAAGAAAAAAAAAUGGACAAAGCUAACAUUAUAUGUGAAGCGUAAUUAUUUCGUCAGUCUUAUUUUGUACACACACACAAACAUAUAUAUAUAUAUAUAUAUAUAUAUAUAUAUAUAUAUAUAUAUACCUGUAUAUAUAUACGUAGUCAAAGACUAAUGCUGAUCGCAGCGCGUAGAGAGGUGAACGUCUUUCUAAGCGACUAAUAUUAGCAAAUGUUAUUAUUAUAUCUCAAGGUAAUUGUAUUAGUGUACAGUAUUGGUAAGAAGCGAUCGAGUAAUGAGUGCGCUAUAGAGGUCAUUGUCCGUUACCCUCAUAAUUCACAUCUUCAAACGGUAUCAUAAUAAAUAAAAACAUGAAACCGAUAGCUCGUGUGCAUUG
This is a messenger RNA of Varroa destructor (honeybee mite), 4057 nucleotides long. RefSeq names its product transmembrane protein dusky-like (gene dyl). The record is from RefSeq and is a predicted model, not a curated record. Lineage: Eukaryota; Metazoa; Arthropoda; Arachnida; Mesostigmata; Varroidae.